This is a messenger RNA of Mesocricetus auratus (golden hamster), 6692 nucleotides long. It is a transcript of the gene Kif24, whose product is annotated as kinesin family member 24. The transcript is spliced from 15 exons. The coding region runs from base 491 to 4516 and encodes 1341 amino acids. The record is from RefSeq and is a predicted model, not a curated record. NCBI's taxonomy places the organism in Eukaryota, Metazoa, Chordata, Mammalia, Rodentia, Cricetidae. Gene Ontology annotation, biological process: microtubule-based movement. Gene Ontology annotation, molecular function: microtubule binding; ATP binding; microtubule motor activity.
CACAGAGAAACCCUGUCUCAGAAAAAAACAAAACAAGACAAAACAAAAAGCAGGCACACUUCCUGCCCUGGUGCGCAUGCUCUUCUUUUGCAAGCAGUGCACUCUCUUGAUCCAGAGUAAAGUUUUGCUCUGUCCAGACACUUCAAUCGGUGUGGCAGCCUUUAUUUGCAGCCCCAAACUUAUUUCUAACAGCAGGAUAAUUUGCUGUUAGCAUACCAAGACUAUUUCUGAUUGUCACCUCAACAACUGGGAACUAACAGUCUCCAGGCUUGCCACAAAGGAGAGCUCCACAUAUUUGUGCUGUGAAUACCAGGAGACCCAGAAACAGUUGUGCAACAUGCCUUGACAUUGAGUUGAACAUCUAAAAUUAGUCCUGCUACAAUCAGCAGUUGGGAACAGGAUUUCAGCAGUGUAUUGCAGUGUUAAGCAGACACUGAAGAGUUAGAAGGAACUCCCAAGCAGUAAAGUUCAUAUAAACCUAGUCGCAAAAAUGGCAUCCUGGUUAUAUGAAUGUCUUUGUGAAGCUGAACUUGCACAGUAUUAUCCUCAUUUUACUGCACUUGGUCUUCAGAAAAUAGAUGAGUUAGCCAAGGUUACAAUGAAGGACUAUUCCAAAUUGGGAGUCCAUGAUAUGAAUGACCGCAAACGUCUUUUCCAACUUAUCAAAAUCAUUAAGAUUAUGCAGGAGGAAGAUGAAGCCCUUAGUAGCCCAGAGCACCCUCUUCAGACAAGCAGCCUGUACAGCAAGUCUCAGGAAUUUAGAUCUGGUCCCCGAAGACAACUGCAUUUUGAUUCUCCUGCUGGUAGCAAAGCCAGAACAGUCUGCAGCGAAGUGUGCAACUUAUCAGGCUUCUCUGUAGAGGAGCAGAAGUCGAAAGUGCUGGGACACAUGCUACCUGAUGACUCCCAGGACCGGACAAAAAUAAGAACCCUGAAUGCCUCUGCUGCUGGUGCUUAUAUGCAAACAGAAACUGACACUCCCCUCUUUUCAUCAAAUUACUUUUCUCCAAAACUAGGAAAUGGUGAUAUCCCUGUUAUUCAAAGAGUCUCUCAUGUUUUGGGGUAUAACUAUGGAAUCCCUCAUUCUUGUGUCAGACAGAUCACCUCAGAGAAUCCGUGGACUGAAAUGGAGAAAAUCAGAGUUUGUGUUCGCAAACGGCCGUUAGGUGUGAGGGAAGUACGUCGUGGAGAAGUUAAUAUUAUUACUGUAGAAGAUAAAGAAACUCUGCUUGUACAUGAAAAAAAAGAAGCAGUUGACCUCACACAGUAUAUUCUUCAGCAUGUGUUUUAUUUUGAUGAAGUCUUUGGUGAGACUUGCACCAAUCGAGAUGUAUACCUGAAGACUGCUCACCCGCUCAUUCAGCAUAUUUUCAAUGGAGGCAAUGCCACUUGCUUUGCCUAUGGACAAACAGGCGCUGGGAAAACCUACACCAUGAUAGGAACUCAUGAAAACCCAGGGUUGUAUGCUCUGGCUGCCAAAGACAUCUUCAGGCGGCUGAAAGUGUCAAGAAGGGGCCUCUGUGUGUGGAUCAGCUUCUAUGAAGUCUACUGUGGACAGCUUUAUGACCUCCUGAAUGGAAGAAAACGGCUUUUCGCAAGAGAAGAUAGCAAGCAUGUGGUGCAGAUAGCCGGCCUUCGAGAGCUCCAAGUGGACAGUGUGGAGCUCCUCCUCCAGGUGAUCUUAAAGGGCAGCAAGGAGCGCAGCACGGGGGCCACUGGCGUCAAUGCAGAUUCCUCCCGAUCCCACGCUAUCAUCCAAAUUCAGAUCAAAGAUUCGGCCAAGAGGACAUUUGGCAGGAUCUCUUUCAUUGAUCUGGCAGGCAGUGAGAGAGCAGCAGAUGCCAGGGACUCGGACAGACAGACAAAGAUGGAAGGCGCGGAAAUAAACCAGAGUCUUCUGGCUCUGAAAGAAUGUAUUCGAGCACUGGACCAGGAACACACCCAUACGCCUUUCAGGCAGAGCAAAUUGACUCAGGUCCUGAAGGACUCUUUCAUUGGCAAUGCUAAAACUUGCAUGAUCGCCAACAUCUCACCAAGCCACAUAGCCACAGAGCACACACUGAAUACCUUGCGCUAUGCUGACCGGGUGAAGGAGCUAAAGAAAGGUGUUAAGUGCUGUGCUUCAGCCACCAGUCGACGGACGUCUGCAAACUCUUCUCCAAAACGAGUUCAGAGCUCCCCUGUUGCCCUGCCGGGGGACAAGUGCUCCCCCAAAAAAGUUAGACUAGGACUUCAGCAGUCACUUGCCGUGGCCUCAGGCCCCACAAGACUUAAAGUCCACCCUUUGGCCAGCCAUGCUGCCAAUAUCCCCUUUGCCUCUGGACCUAAAACCCCCAGUAAAAGGGGUAGCUCCCGAGGGAGUCCUGCCCCGGAGUGGGACACAAAGACUAGCCCUUGGAAAGGAACCAUGAGGUCUGACCAUUUGAUCAAAAAGGGAGCAGAAGAGUCAGCACCAUUGUGCUCUGAGAAAAGUCACAUUGUCAGCAAGACUUCUAUUGGAUGGGAGAGCCGGGCCUCGGGCCCAAGAGAAGGCCUACUGUGUGUCAGGAUGCCUGCCAGAGGGAAGAAGGUGCAGCCCGUACAGCCCGUGCAGAAGCAGCUGCUGUCACGAGCUCGGCUCCCUGGCAACAGCCACCAUUUAGAAGCCAGUCAGGACAGCAAGGUGGGCACACCUGCCAGGCUUGCCCUCGAAGCCUGGACAAACUGUCUUCCCCAGCAGAAGGAAAGGGAGGAACAUUUGAGGAUUUACCACCAGCAAUUCCAGCAACCACCACUCCUCAAGCAGAAGCUAAAAUACCAACCACUGCAAAGGCUUUUGUGUCAGCACAGGCCCUCAGAAAGUCAGCUCCCGAAUGAGACUGUUUCUCCCCUACACUCUAGUCCUGAGAGCCAUGAUGGAGUCCAGGCUGAGGACCAGGACGACAGUGAUUUCAGUGAGGAUUCUUUCUCACACAUGCAGAAGACCACCUUGGAGAAGAGCGGAAGCUCAUUCUUCCUGCAUCAGAACAGGGAGCACAACCCUGAGGAGCAGGUGGCAGAAAGGCAGCAGUGUUUGCGCUUCAGCUCUGAGACGGAUGGUGAUGAGAGAGGGCCAGCUGACAGCUGGGUGUGUUCCAAGGAGCCUAUCAUAAACCACAGAAAAGGAGCAUUCAGUCAAAGCCACAGCCCCAAAGAGGAAGACUCUGCCUCCUCAGGGCCUUCUCCUAAGGACAACCUGGCCCAGAACCCUUCCUCCUCACAGGUAGAUUUUGGACAUCACCAAGAAAUGGGUGGAGCUCAAGCCUUUGACAUCAGACUGGAGGCCUUCAGCAGUGAGGUUCCUGGGCAGGCUGAGAGCAGCUUGCCAUCCCCAGAAAAUGGGCUGUCUUUCCCACUAUCCCACAUUGCAGUUUCUGGAUCCCCAGACCUAAGAGACAGAGAAGUCAGUAAAGACAAAAUGACACAGGCACCAGGAACAGUGAGCAGUAGUGCUCCUUUCCAAGAAGACUCUGAAGAGCACUUCCAUGCGUGUUCUGCAAAUGCCUCUGGACUCAUGGCUCCUCUCACUAUGUCCCUCCUGGAGACCCCCAAUCAGGAGGACCCUUCUUCCUUGGAGCAGGUUGCCCAGGAUGGAGCUGGACAUGGUCUCAUGGCUGAGAUCAUAGGAGGGCCUGGGGUGGGACAUACAGUAUUAUCUUGCACUCAAGAGGCUGCCUUGCCAGUGUCUUCAGCAACUGCACACCUAUGGCUGUCCUCAUCUCCCCCUGACAAUCGGCCUAGUAGUGAUCUUCCAGCUCUGUCCCCGUCACCUAUCCAUCAGCAUUCACCCGACAACCCGUCUACUAGGGGGGCCUGCCAGAGCAGAAGGCCUGCACUCCUGCCCCACAAUCAUGUGGGUGGUGAUGCGGACGAUGACAGUGCUGACGAGACUGAACCGGGGCGCUCCUUGUCAUUCCCAAGGAAGCUCUUCUCCAACAUGCACGCUGGGGUGCCCUACUCCUCACCUUUGCUCGCCUCAUGUACAGGAAGUAGUCGUGAGGCUGGCAGUCCCUGGGCCCAGGAGAGAGGGCAUCCUGCAGGGUUCAGCUGGCAGGAGGGUGUUUCCUCCACAGACGCCGUCAAGCCCUCAGACGAGGACAUCUUGUGGCUCAAGCACAGGCCAAUCUCUUUAGACACUCCUGUGGUCCCCAGCUGUUCUCCCAAGGCCUCAGGGACACUCUGUCCACUCACGCUGGAGCAGGCGAAGCAGGCGGUCAUCUGUGCACACCAGGAACAGCUGGAUGAAAUGGCAGAGCUGGACUUCAGGGAGGAGACCUUAAUGAACCAGAUGGAUUCCAGUGAUUUUGAGGAUUUCGUGACCCAGCUGGACAAAGUCCUGGCCCUGAAGUCCAGGUGCAUACAGAGUCUGAGAAGCCAGCUGCAGCUGUGUCUCACCUGCCACAGGCCCGCUGCAGCUCCCAAGAGAACCAACCGUGCUGUCUUAGAGGAAGACUUACCCUGGGUUCCUGCGGACAACCACUCUCUGUCCUGCCUCUAGCCACACAUCACACAUGGCCUUGGAUGGCCACACUACUCAGGGACAGACCUCAUCUUACCUCAUUUCCAACUAUAGGACCCCCUAUAAGAAAGGACCAGGCCAAAGACCUUCAUGUCUCCUUCUCUUUGGGGCUCAGAGUUUGCUUUGUUGACCAUGUCUGUAGGAAUAUAUUUGGUCUAAUAACGGUAGAUGUUCCUAAGUUUGAGGAUGAAAUCGGGGUGUUCAGUGGUAACCUAGGGGUCAGAGAUUAGGGACGACAUGCUCAGUCAACAGCCGUAUUGCCUUUCUCCUUCAAAGACUACAGCAUUGGUGCCAGGCAGGCAGUUGAGUGAGCGCCUUCCCACCAAAGUGGAGAUUUAGUUUUGGAAAAUAUAAACUGAAUAGCUCGAUGCCUUAAGAGCAACUGGGUUGGGAGUUAGGCUUUAUGCUUGCGGCUCCUUUCCCUGGAACCCAGCUUUGAGAUUAGGGUAGGGGCUGUUGGCAGCACAUUUUUCUCAUUUUUGUUAAGACAACAGACCUAUGGACAGUACCUACUAGGCCUCAUUUUUUGUGGCAAAACCUAGCUCCUGUCUAUGACUCCUCACUCCCUGUCCCUCUGAAUAAUUAUGAUGGAGGAUCUCAGAUGAGUCCAUUGCCUAGACUGAAUUUCCAGGACACCUGUGCCAGCCACACUCAAAAGCCAGCCUUUGGUGUCUUGGUAGAGUGUGUAGUCAAUAGUCUGAACCUUCAGAUACAGGAACAAACACACUGUACUCUUCAAAUGAAUUCUUGCUGUAUACUGUGUGUAGGGCAGGUGUUACCCACAUUCUCUGCUGUUUCAGUGGCUGAUUUGGCUAGACUAAUUAGACAAGUCCCAUGGGUCAUCCUGUCUCAGAGCUCUGUAUAGACCAGCUUAUAGAGAUCCGCCUGCCUCUGCCUCCCAAGUGCUGGGAUUAAAGGUAUGCAUGUAAACCAUGACAUCCAGCUGGCCCAGGCUUUCUGCAUAGGUGCAUUUACUGAUUGAACCAUCUUCCCAUCUCCUGUAUCACCUUUUAGUGACAGAAAGCACCUCAGGAGCCUCCAAGAGUCCAUUAGUUUUAGAGGGCUCCCUGAGUUAACCUAGGUUUCAUGUGUUACAGUGUGGACCCAGGAGCCAUUAUCAUAUGAAUUUAAGAACUUUCUAAGGUUUUAAGAGUUAUGUCUAAAAGACCAAGAUAAACCAGGUAUGGCAUUGCUCACUUGUAAUCCAGCAUUUGGGAGGCUGAGGCAGAAUGAGGACCUUGAAGCCAACAUGGGCUGUAUUAAAAGGCUCUACAGUGGGCCACAGGCAGUGCUUGAACUAGCCACCAGAGGGCAGCCUGUUCCUAGCUUAGGCCUGUACAGAACCUCAGAUGGCCACUAAAAACCACAGACCAAGAACUCCAUGGGAUUCUACUAAAGGUAAGAACUAGAAGCUUUAGGUAUUCUGUCAGCUGCACCAAUGCCACUGAGAACUGAAAAGCACUUUAGCCUUGCCUGUGGCUGUAUUCAUGGUGGCAUAUACAGGCAAAAGGAAUCCUCCCCUCCCCCAGGAGCUGAGGACCAAACCCAGGACCUAGCAACCCCAGAUUUGUUUGCUUUUGUUUUUCGAGAGAGUGUUUCUCUGUGUAGCCCUGGCUGUCCUGGACCUUGCUAGACCAGGCUGGCUUGAACUCACAGAGAUCCACCUGCCUCUGUCUCCCAAGUGCUGGGAUUAAAGACGUGUGCCAUCACCACCCAACCAACUUUUCAUUUUUUAAAGAAUACCUUGAAGCCUAGUCUGCUCCUCUCUACUUUGGCAAGAAAGCAUAUGCCCUUGGUCCAGAGACUGCACUAGAUCAGGCUUAAAGGUUUAGAUCUUUGUUUGGUCUGUAUUUGUAAACCAAAAAACCAGAGAAGACAGUGUGGCCAGCUUUCGGGUCCCACAGGCCUCCAGUGGGAAGACUGCACUGAAAUGCAGGCCGGAAAUGGCUGGCACCUGCCGCCGUCCUGAGUCAAGCUGUUUUCCAAAAUGAAGAAGUUGAAGAAGCACAAUGGCGCCUUUUAGGUUUUUAUUAGUAGUUCUCUGAAGAAUCAAAAUAGUUAGCAAAUUGUUUUAGAUUCAAGACUGUAUUAUAUCCUUUGUAUUUAGAUCUUUAAUGGUGUAGAACAUAAUACAAACAAACCAGAGUGGUUUCUA